ACAAACGUUCGUCCUCUGCUGUUGUCAUUCUUCCAGACAAAUAGACAACCAUAAACCGAGGAUUAAGGCUUUUAUAAGCCUUGGAAUUCUCCUCAAGUUCUGAUUCAAUAGCUGGGAUGCAUAAUUUCCCUCUAAAUUUUAGCUUGUUUAAUGGCAAGUAUUGGAAAUUUCACAGUAAAAAGGAAGAUAUAUUUAUUAGACAUAGAAGUGAAUUAAGCAACCGUUGAAGAUUAUUCACGCGGUCGUAAGAAUCUGCAAGGGAGGCUUAUUUUUAUCUAUUUUUUAUUUUUAUUUUUACAUUUGAAGGUAAUAGAGAGCCGUUUGUUCUCGAAAUUGAGAGAUUUUUAAAGGGGCUUCUGUAGGAGACAUCGAGGUUAGUGGUUAUUCGGUUAUAACCCAGUAUUGACUAGUUGUUUAUUAUUUAUACUUUUCUGUUUGUGCCGUUUAUUCUCCAAACUAACGUGCUAAACAUUGUUUUGGUUUGGUGUAACGGCAGAAUAACUGGCCGAUUGUUGUUUAUCAAAGAGACUGACAUCUAGUGCCGGUAAAGAGUCCUUGCAGUUCUGUCAAUAUAUAUAUAUAUAUAUAUAUAUAUAUAUAUAAUAAAGUUGAAUAAACCAUGAAGCUCCUGGAAAACUCAAGUUUUGAGGCCAUAAAUAGACUGCUCACAAUUGAAACGGGAGACUGUAAGAUAAUUGGACGUAUUGAGAGCUACUCCUGUAAGAUGGCAGGUGAUGACAAGCAAAUGUUUAAGCAGUUUUGUCAGGAAGGGCAGCCGCACGUGCUGGAGGCUCUGUCUCCUCCGCAGAGCUCAGGAAUCAGCCCCAACAAACUGAGUCAGAGUUUGGAUGAUGGGGAGGGUCCGCUCUCUGACAAGUGCAGCAGAAAGACGCUCUUUUACCUGAUCGCCACUCUCAAUGAAUCCUUCCGGCCGGACUACGACUUCAGUCGCACCAAAGGCCACGAUUUCAGCAAGGAGCCCAGUGUUAAUUGGGUGUUUAAUGCAGUGAACAGCAGUUUGUCUGCUGCUGCUGGUGAGGCCUACAGUCACCUACAGCCUCAGUUAUGGGAGGCCCUAGACAAGGAGAUCAGUCUUGCUGAAUGUGACAUAUACAGCUACAAUCCAGACCUGGAUUCAGACCCUUAUGGGGAAGAAGGCAACCUGUGGUCCUUCAACUACUUCUUUUAUAACAAAAGACUGAAGAGGAUUGUGUUCUUUACAUGCCGUUCUGUCAGUCUUUUCAUGGCUCCACGAGACUUUGGCAUCGGCACUGAAUUGGAUCUGGAGUUGGAUGAGGGCAGCUAUGAGGAAGAGGAAGAGGGCAACAUGGAUGAAGAGAGGUAUGGUGCACUGUGUGCCUGAUGAAGCCCUCGUCCCUGUCAUCUGAAGCCAGCAUCUCUUGCCUGAGUGUUAAUGCCUGUUAUCCUUUUCUGUUUCUUGUGUGUUCAUUUUAUAUACUGUUGGUCAUUUCUUAGAAAUGGAGAGGUGUUGUAAUCCAGAGAUGUUCAAGUGCUAUUCAUUGCACUUUAACAUUUUCCUUUACUUUUCUGCGUACUUUCCAUUGCAUUAUUUAAAUUUUCCUCUGUGAUAAUGUAUUGUGAUAUUUUUAUGGUCA
Sinocyclocheilus rhinocerous is the source of this 1616-nucleotide messenger RNA. Its product is annotated as repressor of RNA polymerase III transcription MAF1 homolog. Lineage: Eukaryota; Metazoa; Chordata; Actinopteri; Cypriniformes; Cyprinidae. The transcript has 7 exons. Bases 620 to 1363 code for a protein of 247 amino acids. The record is from RefSeq and is a predicted model, not a curated record. Gene Ontology annotation, molecular function: RNA polymerase III core binding. Gene Ontology annotation, cellular component: nucleus. Gene Ontology annotation, biological process: negative regulation of transcription by RNA polymerase III.